Molecule: messenger RNA, 1152 nt
Organism: Lathyrus sativus (Indian pea)
Lineage: Eukaryota; Viridiplantae; Streptophyta; Magnoliopsida; Fabales; Fabaceae
Source: the annotation of a GenBank genome assembly
AUGAAAAUGUUCAGUGGUUGGCGUCGUUUUGCUUUUGGUGUUCUAUUAAUUUUAUUCCUUACUCAUCUGUUUUCUGGCAGAGAGCUGAACAAUUCAAAAAUGGCAGAACCCCGUAAACAACUAAACAAGAAAUUUGAUCAUCUGGUUCUUGGUCCUGCUGCUGGCCAAGGCUUGUCAAACCGUUUGCAAUGCCAAGGAUCUAAAGCUCUCAACAGGACCCAUUCUUCAAAUGACAGAUUGGGUGUAGAUGGAAGUAUUACAUUUGUAACUGUCUUUACUAUUUAUAAUUUUUCUCUCGAUAGAAUAGACGAUGAAUCAUCAAAAACAGUUGUUGGCAACACUUCGUAUAAUAAGAUGGACAGGUCAAUGGCUGUGUUGAAUGUCUUCAUUAACUUCAUUCAGGUAGUAAUGCCCCAGAGCGACGUGAUUAUUCUCACAGAUCCAGUUUCUGACCUUUCAGUGCACAGAAAUAGGGUCUCUCUGUAUCCCAUACAAGGUGAAUAUUCAAGAGACAAGUUGAUGCUUCAAAGGAUCAGGUCUUACAUUACCUUUUUAGAAACAAGACUUCACAAGCUUUCUCAGAAUCCGAGGGAUAUCACUCAUUACAUCUUCACUGAUUCUGAUAUAGCAGUGGUUGAUGAUUUAGGGCAGAUUUUCCAUGACCAUCCUAAUUUUCACAUGGCUCUGACCUUCAGGAACAACAAGGGUCAGCCUUUGAAUUCAGGAUUCAUUGCAGUAAGGGGUACUUCUGAUGGAAUUUUAAGGGCAAAGCUUUUCCUACAAGAGGUUUUGAAAAUUUAUGUCUCAAAGUACAUAAAUGCUUCCCGCAUGCUGGGUGAUCAGUUAGCUCUUGCUUGGGUUGUGAAGUCAAAACCUCAUUUUGAUGCCAGCAGGUUUGGCAAAACAGUCGCAUUCUCUGAUGACAUUGGUGGUACUUCAAUAUUGUUCUUACCAUGUGCCAUAUACAACUGGACUCCACCUGAGGGUGCUGGUCAAUUUCAUGGCAUGCCUUUGAAUGUUAAGGUUGUUCAUUUUAAAGGAUCAAGAAAACGUCUAAUGCUUGAAUCAUGGAAUUUUUAUUCAGCAACUCCUGACAUUGCUGAUAUGUUAUGCCUCAUUUUGGGAAGUGGAAGAACAAAAUAUGAUUUUUGA